Trichomonas vaginalis G3 is the source of this 2337-nucleotide messenger RNA. Its product is annotated as intracellular protein transport. Bases 1 to 2337 code for a protein of 778 amino acids. Gene Ontology annotation, cellular component: Golgi apparatus; membrane coat; AP-1 adaptor complex. The record is from RefSeq and is a predicted model, not a curated record. NCBI's taxonomy places the organism in Eukaryota, Parabasalia, Trichomonadida, Trichomonadidae. The transcript has a single exon. Gene Ontology annotation, molecular function: clathrin-cargo adaptor activity. Gene Ontology annotation, biological process: receptor-mediated endocytosis; intracellular protein transport; Golgi to vacuole transport.
AUGACUCAACCUCUCGCGGAAUUUAUAGCAUCUGUAAGGCUUGCAGAUAGUAUCGAGCACGAGAGAUUUUUAAUUAAUAGCGAACAAGCUGAUAUUAGAAAUUAUAUUCGCGAAUGUGAUCCAAUCCUCAGGCCAAGAAUCGUUUCUAAAAUGAUAUUCCUUGCUACAUUAGGUGAGACAGUUGCAUACGGUCAAAUGGAAGUACUCACAUUAAUGAGCAACGACGUUUUCAGUUAUAAAAGAAUUGGAUAUAUCGCUGCAGCAACAAUGCUUGAUGAGGCUUCAGAAUUGACAGUAUUAAUUACACACACAAUCACAAAAGAUCUUCAAUCUCCAGAUUUUCGCAUACAAUGCCUUGCUCUUACAUUACUUGCAAAUAUCGGCUCUGCAGAAAUGUGCAGAUCAGUUACAACAGAAGUACAGAAGCUUAUCGAUUCACCAGAGCCAGCCGUUAUGAAGCGUGCUGCAAUGGCUGCUUGUAGAAUCGUCGAACGCGUUCCUGAGCUUGCCGAAAACUUCAAGCAAUCAGUCCAACACCUCCUUAAGCACGGAUCCCAUGGUGUCGUCAUUUCAGCUAUCAAUCUUAUGUCUCAUAUCAUCUUAACAGACCCAUCUUUCAUUCCAGGAUGGGAGAAAUAUGCUCCAGCAUUUACAAAGAUUUUAAAGCAGCUUAAUAGCUCGAAAGCAAGCCGCGAAUUCUCAUUUACAGUUUUCAAUGAUCCAUUUUUACAAAUUCGUAUAAUGAAAGUCCUCGCAAUCCUCAAGAAGCCAAGCGAUGACUUGGAUGAUACAUUAGAAGCAAUCGCUACCGGUGUAGAACUCAAGAGAAACACAGGACGAGCAUUACUUUACCAAGCUGUCGAAACUAUCGUUGCUACAGCCAAGAAACCAUCGCUUAGAGGUCUGGCCUUCGCACAGAUUGGCCGUCUCUUCCAAUUUAAGGAGGCAAACGUUUUAUAUUCCGCUCUUUCAGUUUUCUCUCGCGUUCUUUACCAAGGCCGUGAAAUUAUCGAUCGUACAUCAGGAGAUUCAAUCGCUUUACAACGUUACAAGACACAAGUUGUCCAAUGCUUGAAUCACCGCGAUCCAUCCAUCCGCCGCAGAGCUUUGGACGUUGUUUCCGCACUUGUCGACGAGAAGAACGUGGAAACUCUCAUCCCAGAGGUCUUGGACUACGUAAAACUCGCAGAUUCAGAAUUCAGAGCAGAAUUGGUCGCAAAAAUUUUCACAGCCGUUCAGAGAUUCGCGCCUAACCCGAUAUGGAACUUCGAUACAAUCCACCGCAUUCUUAUUGAUAGCGGAAAUUACGUUGGAGCAGAUAUCAUCACUUCCAUCGGUCGUUUGCUUAUACAUACACCGUCAUUACAACCACAUGCUGUUCGCCAGCUCGGUGGCUCUCUAAUGAACUUCUCCGACAACCAAACUUUGAUUCAAGUAUCAGCUUGGGUUAUCGGCGAGUUUUCUACAACAGACGAUGGCAGCUACGAGAACUUGAAGCAGAUUAUGGGCCUUCCUCAGACAACAGACCAGACAAAAGGUUAUAUUAUUACAGCUCUCUCAAAACUCUCAGUCAGAUUCAAUAAGAAACAAGAGACAAUCGAUUUCUUACAGACAUUGAGCAAUUCUACAAACUCGGAUGUCCAACAACGCGCAGGAGAAAUGUCACUUUUACUUGGAAACGAAGAUUUAUGCGAUGAAGUAUUAGCUCCAGUCGAAACUGUUGCAGAAGAAGGUGCUGCAAUCAUUGUUGACUCGCAGACUGGUGCGGAUAAGGAUGAAGACUUACUUAUCGAUAUCACAGGAACAUCACAGCCAAAACAAUCAGCUCCAGCUGCUGCAAAUCCAAUCGACCAAUUACUUGGAAUGGCUCCAUCACAGCCAAACAAACCUUCUCAAAAUUUGAAUACUUCUACUUCCCUGGUGAACCAAACCUCUCAAAAUCCUGCUCCACAAGUACAAGCAAAGCCUGCACCAAAGCCAAAUCCAGGAGCAGUUGAGGCAUUGAGGAAGACAGACUAUGUUAUCUAUUUCGAACUCAGAGCAAACCCGCAGAAUCCAAAGCAGCUCGCUAUUAGAGCUUCUAUUUUCGGAUUAGGAAAUCAGACACUGUCUAACUUCGCUGUGAAGUACGGUGUACCUAUUGGCUGGCAAUUGCAGGCAGCACAGCCAAGCGGAAACAAACUUGACCCAGUCGGCGGAAAUCCAAUUGUUCAGAACAUUAUGCUCAACAACACAGGAAAUUCUAAACUACAGAUGAAGGUCCAGAUCCAGUAUUUGUAUGGUUCUCAACCAAUCUCCGAAGUUGGUGAAGUUAAUAGUCAAAUCUUCGGUGCUUGA